Molecule: messenger RNA, 2888 nt
Organism: Alosa sapidissima (American shad)
Lineage: Eukaryota; Metazoa; Chordata; Actinopteri; Clupeiformes; Clupeidae
Gene: clcn1b
Product: chloride channel, voltage-sensitive 1b
Exons: 23
Coding region: 102-2888 (928 amino acids)
Biological process (GO): transmembrane transport; chloride transport
Cellular component (GO): membrane
Molecular function (GO): voltage-gated chloride channel activity
Source: RefSeq, a predicted model, not a curated record
UGCACAAGUGUGUGUGUGUGUGUGUGUGUACGUGCAUUCAGCUCUGCGGGUUAGACAAAGUUGUGCACUGGGUUUAUUUUUGGGCCAGUGACUGUGUGUCGAUGGCUGCAGAUGCGUCGCAAAGGAAGGCUCUGAGAUACCAGCCGACCCUGCUCUAUGGGGAGUACAGGGAGCAGCUGGGCAGCUUUGCCAGGAGGGAGGCGGCUCGCCUGUUGACCGAAAGACAGUGGAAUGCCAGGAGAACCCACGGGCGACCACACCACUUCACCUUGGAAACUGGACCGGGUUCCUCAGGAUUCAGCCACACCUCCUCAGUGAAGAAAACCCGCCCUUAUUCCAAAUGCCAAGACUGUCUAGCACGGAUCCAGAGGUACAUCAUAACGAAGCUUGGGGAGGAUUGGAUCUUUCUGGUUCUGCUGGGCCUCACCAUGGCUCUGGUGAGCUGGAGUAUGGACUACGCUAGUGCUAAGAGCUUGCAGGCCUAUAAGUGGGUGUACGGGGAGCUGAAAGGAAACGUUGGGCUGCAGUACCUGGCCUGGGUCACCUACCCCUUGAUCCUCAUCACCUUCGCCUCACUCUUCUGCCACCUGCUCGCUCCACAGGCCAUCGGUUCAGGCAUUCCUGAGCUGAAGACCAUCUUAAGGGGAGUGGUGCUGAAAGAGUAUCUCACACUGAAGGCUUUUGUGGCCAAGGUCGUUGGCCUCACAGCUGGACUGGGCAGUGGUAUGCCUGUUGGGAAAGAGGGUCCAUUUGUGCACAUAGCCAGUAUCUGUGCUGCAGUGCUCAGCAAAGUCAUGUCCAUCUUCACUGGAGUCUAUGAGAGCAGCUCUCAUGUUCAGGACCUGCGGGUGUGUGCGUGUGCUGUGGGCGUGGCCACCUGUUUUGCUGCCCCCGUGGGAGGAGUCUUGUUCAGUAUUGAGGUCACGUCCACCUACUUUGCGGUGAGGAAUUACUGGAGAGGGUAUUUCGCCGCCACUUUUAGCGCCUUUAUCUUCAGAGUGCUGUCAGUGUGGAAUAAAGAUGCUGUCACCAUCACCGCUCUGUUCCGCACAAACUUCCGCAUGGACUUCCCCUUCGACCUGCAGGAGCUGCCUGCGUUUGCCAUCAUUGGGAUCUCGUGUGGGUUUCUCGGGGCGUUCUUCGUGUAUCUAAACAGGCAGGUUGUCUUGGUGAUGCGGAGGCAAACGGCACUCACACGAUUCCUCACCAGACACCGGUUGAUUUACCCGAGUGUUGUGACGCUGAUUAUCGCCACCCUGACCUUUCCUCCUGGGUUUGGCCAGUUCAUGGCUGGAGAGCUGAUGCCAAGGGAGGCCAUUAACUCCCUGUUUGAUAACUUCACCUGGACCAAAAUAACAGGCCCUGUCCACCCUCCUGGCCUUGGACGAUCCGCCGUGUGGCUUCAUCCACAAGUCAGCGUCUUCCUCAUCCUGUUGCUGUUUUUUGUAAUGAAGUUCUGGAUGUCUGCCGUUUCCACGACGAUGCCCAUUCCGUCCGGUGCUUUUAUGCCCGUCUUCAUUCUGGGAGCAGCAUUUGGUCGGCUGGUGGGAGAGAUCAUGGCUACUCUCUUCCCGAAUGGGAUUCUUUUUGACGGGAUCGUCUACCGCAUCUUGCCCGGAGGCUAUGCUGUCAUAGGUGCCGCCGCUUUGACUGGUGCGGUCACGCACACAGUCUCCACAGCGGUCAUCUGCUUCGAGUUGACCGGUCAGAUCUCACACAUCCUGCCCAUGAUGGUGGCAGUGAUCCUGGCCAACAUGGUGGCCCAGGGCCUGCAGCCGUCCCUCUACGACUCCAUCAUCCAGGUGAAGAAGCUGCCCUACCUGCCCGAGCUGGGCUUCGGCCACAUCAGCAAGUAUAAUAUAUUUGUGGAGGACAUCAUGGUGAGGAAAGUGAAGUUUUUAUCUUCUCAGUCCACGUAUCGUGAGGUCAGUAACCUCCUUGAGUCCACCUCCCUCAAGACCAUCCCUCUGGUGGACUCCAAAGAAUCAAUGAUCCUGCUGGGCUCCAUUGAGCGAUGUGAGCUUCACGCUGCCUGUGAUUGGUGGCUUUCGGCAGAGAGGCGGGUCUACUGUCACAGUCAGGGGCUGCACAGCCCUGGGUCAAAGGUCAAGUGGGAGACCUCCUUCACCUUUGUGGACGAGGAUGGAGAAGAGGAGAAUGGAGGGAAGCCCCCAGAGGAGCGAAAUGGACCUCAUCCUUCCCCCAAGUGUCCGGACUGUUCCACUAACUCAACAGAGAACCGGGGAGUUCUUCAGACGGUGAGGAGGACCCUUCGGCGCCUUUUCUCCUCUUCCUCAUCCUCUGGCCAGACUGAAGUCCAGGAGCCCCCUCCAUCACCAUUGGCAGAUACCAUGACACCCGAGGAGAUAAAAGCCUGGGAAGAAACUGAGCUGAACCAGCCAGUCAAUUUGGAUCAGGUCCGUGUGGACCCCUCCCCUUUUCAGUUGGUGGAGAGGACCUCUCUGCAUAAGACACACACACUUUUCUCUCUGCUGGGCCUCAGCCAUGCAUAUGUCACAAGCAUUGGGAAACUGGUGGGAGUGGUGGCACUCAAGGAGCUGCAGAAAGCCAUCGAGGGCUCGACUCGUAGUGGGGUUCGCUUGCGGCCGCCCCUGGCCAGCUUCCGGGAUGCCAGCCGCAAAGCCAAGAAGCCCCCGCACUCCCCCGCGCCCCCCGUGCGCGAGCACGAGAUGUGGGCCGACGCCAAGGACGAGCCCGGAGGGACGAGGGUUGCCACGGCCACAGAUACAGGAUGCCACGUCGCCGCCGGCGACGGUAGCCGAGGGACCGGCAGCCUUCCCCAGGAGCCCCCCCCCCUCCCCCUCCCCCUCCCCCUCCUUCUCCGCUAUCCCUCUCUCAUCCUUCCAUUCUGCGGAGGAGAGGAGUGA